AUGGUGGUAAUGUUCUUAGUGAUCUUGAGAAGUAUCAAAGCCUUGUUGGGAAUAAAUUAUUUGGCUGUGACUCGACCUGACAUUGCCUUUCCUGUCACUGUAGUGGGUCAGUUUUUGUCUGUGCCUCAGACAUCUCAUUGGGAUGUUGUUAUAUGUAUCUUGAGGUACCUCAAGAAAGCUCCUAGACGUGGUCUACUUUACUUGGAUCAUGGCCAUGGACGGGUUGAAGGCUUUUCAGAUGCUGACUGGGCUGGAUCUCCUGUUGACAGAAGGUCAACUAUAGGCUAUUGCACAUUUGUUGGAGGGAAUCUUGUGUCGUGGAAAAGCAAGAAACGGACAGUUGUGGCUUGA
Messenger RNA from Telopea speciosissima, 351 nucleotides. Its product is annotated as secreted RxLR effector protein 161-like. The record is from RefSeq and is a predicted model, not a curated record. NCBI's taxonomy places the organism in Eukaryota, Viridiplantae, Streptophyta, Magnoliopsida, Proteales, Proteaceae. The transcript has a single exon. The coding region runs from base 1 to 351 and encodes 116 amino acids.